Pseudophryne corroboree (corroboree frog) is the source of this 1720-nucleotide messenger RNA. Its product is annotated as olfactory receptor 5V1-like. The transcript has a single exon. Gene Ontology annotation, molecular function: olfactory receptor activity; G protein-coupled receptor activity. Gene Ontology annotation, biological process: G protein-coupled receptor signaling pathway. Bases 1 to 945 code for a protein of 314 amino acids. Lineage: Eukaryota; Metazoa; Chordata; Amphibia; Anura; Myobatrachidae. Gene Ontology annotation, cellular component: membrane. The record is from RefSeq and is a predicted model, not a curated record.
AUGGACGAGAGGAACCAGACAGCGGUCACAGAAUUUCUUCUCCUGGGAUUCGGAAACCUCCAUAACCUCCGGAUUUUACUUUUCAUCCUCUUUCUGAUCAUUCAUGUCAUGGCUUUGUCAGCAAAUGUCCUCGUCAUCGUCUUGGUUGUCCUCAACCCGAGCCUCCACUCCCCCAUGUACUUCUUCCUCUGCCAGUUGUCCCUGUCGGAAAUCCUCUUCACCAGUAACAUUGUGCCCAAUAUGCUGUGGCUGAUACUGGCGGGGGGCGGAAAGAUAUCAGUUGCCCGAUGUAUACUCCAGUUCUAUUUGUUAAGUGUUCCAUCCGUAUCCCAAUGUUUGUUGCUGGCAGCCAUGUCCUUGGAUCGCCAUGUGGCCAUCUGUAGACCAUUACACUAUGCCAUCAUUAUGACCUUCACCCAUCAACUUCAGCUAGUCACCUUCUGCUGGCUGGUGGGAUUCACGUGUUCUCUUGUUGUGUACAUUUUCUUAGACAAAUUACAGUUCUGUGGCCUCAACGUAAUUAAUCAUUUCUUUUGUGAUAUUGCGCCUCUUCUACGACUGUCUUGCUCUGAUACAUCACCAGUGGAACUGGCCGCAGCUAUGGUUUCUUUCCCCGUCAUUUUGUCUCCAUUCGCGUUUAUUGUGGUUACCUACAUCUCCAUCCUUCACACCAUCCUGAAGAUCCCCUCCACCAGUGGCAGACAGAAAACCUUCUCCACCUGCAGCUCCCACUUGUCCAUUGUGUGUAUGUACUAUGGCACGCUGUCAUGCAUUUAUAUAGUCCCACCUCGAGAAAACUCUGUGAAUACAAACAAAGGUCUCUCUUUACUGUACACACUGGGUACACCAUUGUUCAAUCCCCUAAUCUACAGCGUGAGGAGCCAGGACAUCAGAUCUGCCAUUUACAAGUCUGCAAAGACUUUGAUGCAAUGGAGAGCAAUCUAGCACUAUCCACGAAGACAAGGCUUGAAUAAUUGGAGCAUGAAAUUCCAUGUAAUGUUUUAGAAUCAUGAUUACCAUUUCCACCACUGAUCAUUAACAUACAUUGAAACCCAUUGAGGAGGGAGGAGAAAUUACAUCUCAUAGGGAAGGUCUAGACCACAGGUUCUCAAACUCGGUCCUCAGGACUCCAAAUAACUAUUUUUUUCUGGGUCACUUAGCAUUGUUCAUUAGAUAAACUUUUUUCAAUGGUGAGUCCAGUACUUUUUAUGCAGAAGCUUCCUCUUUGGUGAUUGCACAUAAAUUGUCCUCAGUCUAUAGCUGAUCCUCCCCACCCCACACACCAACCUGAUGAUAUCAAGCUUGUGACACACACAUAAGCAGAGGGCCCUCUAUAUGAACUCCUCCCAAGAUCAUGCAUCUGAACAAUUAGGCAACAGAUAGGAAUACUUCAUUAGAGAGUGAAUCUAAACGUUGGUUAGAUACAGGAUAGCAAAAGUAGAGUUGGCACAAGAUACACAACUGAGGCACCACCAAAGCAGGCGAUCAGCAAUGGGAAAGACAUUGAUCAAGUACUCAACCCAAAAUCCAUCCCCACUCUAUGGAUGCCCUCACCAGUGUACCAAAACGGUAGGGUUAUCUCUAUUGAAACCUCCAUUACCCCUACAAAAUUCUAUAAAGGUCCACUUACUUUAGCCAUACAAGGCCUUAAGGUCCAUUUAGAGUGCAUAAUACUAUUCAAAUGUUGUCAAACUAAUAAUUAAGCACUGGCAGAACCUGA